UUUCUGAAGCGCUUAUAUAUACUGUGUAGGUUAUUCGACGUUGAUAUCAUCAGUCUCAUCAUACAAUCUGAUAGACUGUGAAAAAGUGGCAGAGGAAAUGGUGUUCUUACGAGAAAUAUUAUUCCUGUUGAAGUCCAUUUGGACCAAAAUCCUGAAUGUGUUGGUGCACAAGGACUUCCAUGAAGCAAUUGCUAAGAUGACCCUCCUCGACACCCUUUUAUUUUUGGUUGUGCACUACAUUGACAGGUUUGGAGUGUGGCAUCGCAUGCCAGUGAUACUUGGGCUAAUUUACCUGGCCACUCGACGCCACAUUCAUCAGCAAUACAACUUGAUCAACGUUGGGAUACAUCCCGUUAAUGUUAGGAACAAUCCAGAGGACUACCCUUACCGGAAACAGGAUGGAUCGUACAAUGAUCCCUUCCAAGGUGCUGGUGGCUAUAAAACUUUCUUUGGCAGAAAUAUGUUACCUUCUACACAGAACGAUAAGCUCCUAAAACCGGAUCCCAUCGUGGUUGCCACUAAACUUCUAGCUCGUAGAAAUUACAAAGAUACAGGAAAGCAGUUCAACAUCGUAGCAUCCUCUUGGAUUCAGUUUAUGAUACAUGAUUGGGUCGAUCAUCUUGAGGAAACCUCCCAGAUGAAUGAGCUUACAGCUCCUGAAUCGGUUGCUAGCCAAUGUCCACUUCGUUCUUUCAAGUUUCUCAAAACAAAGGAAGUUUCGACCGGUUUUUUUGGAAUUCCGAAGGGCCACUUGAAUAUUCGUACUUCUUGGUGGGACGCAAGUGUGGUAUACGGAAGCUACAAGGAAAGACAAGAUAGAGUGAGAAGCUACCAAGAUGGGAAACUGAAGAUCGCAGAAAAUGGCCUUCUUGCCCGAGAUGAUGAUGGCAUUGCCAUCUGCGGUGAUGUACGUAAUAGCUGGGUUGGUGUCUCAACCUUGCAGGCUCUUUUCAUUAAAGAACACAACGCUGUUUGUGAUGCCAUUAAGGCUGAGGACCCAUCCUUGAGCGACGAAGAUUUGUAUAGGUAUGGCAGGCUGGUAGUCUCGGCUGUCAUUGCAAAAGUCCACACCAUUGACUGGACUGUUGAGCUCCUCAAAACUGACACUAUGCUUGCAGGCAUGCGUGCUAACUGGUAUGGAUUGUUAGGAAAGGAAUUCAAGGACCAAUACGGGCACGUUGGAGGAGCAAUAUUGGGAGGUUUAGUUGGUAUGAGGAAGCCUGUUAACUACGGUGUCCCCUAUUCUUUAACCGAGGAAUUUGUUGGCGUUUAUAGAAUGCACUCCCUUCUUCCUGAUUCUCUUCAGUACCGAGACAUCUCAGCUAGUCCAGGACCCAACAAACAGCCACCGUUGCUCCAAGAGGUUCCUAUGAAAGACCUUAUUGGUCACAAGGGUGAAAUGGCCUUGGACAAAAUUGGGUUUGAGAAGCAGAUGGUAUCAAUGGGUCAUCAGGCUUGUGGAGCCCUAGAACUUUGGAAUUACCCCAUAUGGCUUAGGGAUCUUGUAGUACAUGAUGAGGAUGCUAAAGAGAGGCCUCACAAUGUCGACCUUGCAGCUCUUGAAGUUUAUAGGGAUAGGGAGAGGAACGUUGCUAGGUACAACGAGUUCAGGAGGGGAUUGCUGCUAUUGCCAAUAGAAAAAUGGGAAGAUUUAACGGAUGAUAAAGAAGCUGUUGAAGUUCUGAAAGAAGUGUAUGGUGAUGAUAAUGUUGAAGAUCUUGAUCUGCUUGUGGGACUGAUGGCUGAGAAGAAGAUCAAAGGGUUCGCCAUCAGUGAGACGGCCUUCGUGAUUUUCCUUCUCAUGGCAACCAGGAGGUUGGAAGCUGAUAAAUUCUUCACAAGCCACUACAAUGAAGAGACGUACACAAAGACAGGACUUGCAUGGGUGAAUAGCACAGAGAGCCUUAAAGAUGUCAUAGACCGACACUACCCAGGAUUGACUCAAAAGUGGAUGAACUGUGAAAGUGCUUUCUCAGUUUGGGAUUCACCCCCUAAACCUCGCAACACUACCCCUCUCUAUUUCCGCAUUCCCAACUAGACCCUUUCUUCUCUGUUUCAACUUUCUUACAUCAAUGCAUGCGUCACCUGGAUGCUUCAUGUGAUGACUAUAAAUAAUUCCUCUCUCUCAGUCUCUCUAUUUCCAGUUUACUUUAAAUAAAGUCUCUUUUGGCAUCCAUACAAA
Messenger RNA from Cajanus cajan (pigeon pea), 2182 nucleotides. RefSeq names its product alpha-dioxygenase PIOX. Gene Ontology annotation, molecular function: oxidoreductase activity, acting on single donors with incorporation of molecular oxygen, incorporation of two atoms of oxygen; heme binding; peroxidase activity. Lineage: Eukaryota; Viridiplantae; Streptophyta; Magnoliopsida; Fabales; Fabaceae. The record is from RefSeq and is a predicted model, not a curated record. Gene Ontology annotation, biological process: response to oxidative stress.